AUGGGACCUGAUCAAAACGGGACAGUUUCCAUAAUCUCAGACACAUGGACAGCUGAAGAGGUAUUCGAAGCCACAUACACCGUGGCUACCUUCAUUCUAGGGUUCACAGGAAACCUGUUUGUACUAAUAACGUCCCACCUCUACAACUCCAUCGACAUGGACGCAGUUACCAUCGUGUUUGUCAGACAACUAGCGGUGGCGGACUUUCUCGCCAUCAUCAACACAGUCUUGCCUACCGUCAUCACCAUGUUUACAGGGAGGUGGAUCUUAGGAGACCUGCUCUGCGACAUCACUGGACACUUCAACUUUAUACCUGUCCUGGUUAAUAUCUACCUCGUUCUCAACUUGUCCAUUUUCAAGAUCCUGAUGUGCAAGAUGCCGUUCAGGAUGCGUGAUCUCACCACAACUCAUGCCUGGCUGUUGGUCCUACUGUCUUACCUCCUGGCUGGGGUGGAGUUAUUUGAAAGUAUUUUCCUAGCCAAGAGCGGAAUGUAUGCUCCCCCAGUUAGCAGAUGCAUUAGUAAGAUUUAUGUUACCCACCCUACUCUGAUGUUAUGGAACGCUGCCAUACCUGUUGGAGUUCCCCUACUGGUAAUCAUUUUCUGUAACCUUUGGAUCUACCAGGUGGCCAGAAAAGUAGUGAGAGCCAGGGGUCAAGGGUCCCAUUCCCGAGCUCUGCUCACGAUCUGUGCAGUUUCUGGUCUCUUUGUUAUCUCGUGGACCCCCAAGUUGAUCUACGUCACCGUGGUGACAAUCACUAAGAAACAGAUCCCUUGGGCAGUGAAGAUAUCACAUUUCUUUCCUUUCAUCAACUCAGUGGGAAACCCCUUCAUCUACAAAUUUACCAACAAACGGUACAGUGAGUUUGUGUUCAACCUCUUCACAAAGUUCAAGAUUACCGCAGCUGAGACGUCAUCUGGAAUCUUCACUAAGAUGUCAGAGUUAAAGUCCAGUCGAGCAGUCAGCUCUCCAGAAGUCACCUCUAAAUACCACAGAAGAAUAGGAGAGGCUAACUCAAGCGUAGUAAAAAACCUCUAG
Messenger RNA from Bolinopsis microptera, 1038 nucleotides. Its product is annotated as platelet-activating factor receptor-like. The transcript has a single exon. Gene Ontology annotation, cellular component: plasma membrane. The coding region runs from base 1 to 1038 and encodes 345 amino acids. The record is from RefSeq and is a predicted model, not a curated record. Lineage: Eukaryota; Metazoa; Ctenophora; Tentaculata; Lobata; Bolinopsidae. Gene Ontology annotation, molecular function: G protein-coupled peptide receptor activity. Gene Ontology annotation, biological process: neuropeptide signaling pathway.